Molecule: messenger RNA, 1275 nt
Organism: Argiope bruennichi
Lineage: Eukaryota; Metazoa; Arthropoda; Arachnida; Araneae; Araneidae
Gene: Trmt61
Product: tRNA (adenine(58)-N(1))-methyltransferase catalytic subunit TRMT61A-like
Exons: 4
Coding region: 225-1196 (323 amino acids)
Biological process (GO): tRNA methylation
Cellular component (GO): nucleus; tRNA (m1A) methyltransferase complex
Source: RefSeq, a predicted model, not a curated record
AAACGUUUUAUUUACUUGUGCACCAUACACCGGACCCUAUUACACGUGCUGAAUAUUAUUAGCGGUUUGUAUGUAAUAGACAUCAACAGAAGCCUCAAAAGAUAUCUUAUCCAUGCAUUUAGAAAAAUUAAAGAGAAAAAAAAGUUUAAAAUAUUGUGCAAAAUCUAUAAAUUAAUUGCAUAAUUUCGAAACAUAUAUUAGGAUUAUUUACGAUAAUCUCAAAAAUGAAUAUGCUAAAAUAUAAAGAUUUUAUUGAAGAAGGUGAUUUAGUAAUUGUGUAUUUAGAUGUACGCCAUUUAUAUCCAGUGACUAUUAAAAAAGAUGAAGUGUUUCAAAGCAAAUAUGGUGCCCUUAAACAUAAUGACUGUAUUGGCAAAAAGUUCGGAAGUGUGAUAUCUUGCACACGUGGAUGGGUUUAUGUACUCUUUCCAACACCGGAGUUAUGGACUGUGACGUUACCUCACCGAACACAAAUUUUAUAUGCUGCGGACAUUAGUUUAAUUAUUGUUGAGUUAGAUCUAAAACCAGGAUCUGUUGUAUGCGAAGCAGGAACUGGCAGUGGCUCUUUAUCACAUGCUUUAAUAAGAGCUAUUGCACCAAAUGGCUUUCUAUAUACUUUUGAUUUCCAUGAGCAGAGAGUAGAAGUUGUACAGAAUGAAUUUAAAGCUCAUGGAUUGAGUUCUCAUGUGAAAGUUCAAAAAAGAGACGUUUGUUCAGAUGGAUUUGGUGUUGAUCAAGUUGCAGAUGCUGUAUUUCUUGACCUCCCAAAUCCUUGGGAUGCGAUUCCUUUCACAGUAAAGGCAUUUAAAGCAACUGGUGGAAGAAUAUGUACCUUCUCUCCAUGUAUUGAACAAGUGCAACGCUCUUGUCUAGCAUUACAAGAAUAUGGAUUUCGAGAUAUAGUGACUGUUGAAUGUUUACAAAGGGUAUAUGAUGUGAAAAGAAUUACUCAAACAAUUGUGACUUUUGAUAAUAUGAAAUGUGAUGACAGUUCAUCAUUAGAUAAAUCAAUGGAAGACGAUUUUGAUGAUUCUGAACACCAGCAAUCAUCAAGUAAAAAUGGUUCUGCUUGUUCUGCUUCUAAUACAUCAAAAGAAUGUGAAACAGUGACUCAUUGGGCAGCAGUACCACCACUUCAAACACCUGGCCAUACUGGAUAUCUUACAUAUGCAACAUUUAUGCCAUUGAAUUCUUGAUAAAGAAUGUUAAAAUGCUAUAUAUGUUUUUUUUUUUAAGUUGAAAUUUUCUCCAUAUUUUUUGUAUGAUAUAAGAAUA